AUGCCGCAUGUGUGCCUGAGUGAUGGACUGGGUAUUUACAUAAGCCACGCUGGGCUGCACUUGGAGCGCAGAGAGCAGCUCCGGAGACGCCGCCCCUCGCCUAGCGGGCCCAGCCUGGCCCGGGAUCUGGGGCCGACCUCCCUCCCCAGCCUUCUCGGCUCCCGCGAGUCGGCGAACGGCCUGUCUUUCGAGUACGACUACGUGAGCUUCCAGUCGGACGUGGGCGCCUACCCCAGCGGGCGCUUCUACACCAAGCCGCCGCAGUGCGUGGACAUCCCGGCGGACCUGCGGCUGUGCCACAACGUGGGCUACAAGCGGAUGGUGCUGCCCAACCUGCUGGAGCACGAGAGCAUGGCCGAGGUGAAGCAGCAGGCCAGCAGCUGGGUGCCGCUGCUCAAUAAGAACUGCCACAUGGGCACGCAGGUCUUCCUGUGCGCGCUCUUUGCGCCCGUGUGCCUGGACCGGCCCAUCUACCCGUGCCGCUGGCUCUGCGAGGCCGUGCGCGACUCCUGCGAGCCAGUCAUGCAGUUCUUCGGCUUCUACUGGCCCGAGAUGCUCAAGUGCGACAAGUUCCCCGAGGGCGACGUCUGCAUCGCCAUGACCCCGCCCAACGCCACCGAAGCCUCCAAGCCGCAAGGCACAACGGUGUGUCCUCCGUGUGACAACGAGUUGAAAUCUGAGGCCAUAAUUGAACAUCUCUGUGCCAGCGAGUUUGCACUGAGGAUGAAAAUAAAAGAAGUGAAAAAAGAAAAUGGUGACAAAAAGAUUGUCCCCAAGAAGAAGAAGCCCCUGAAGCUGGGGCCCAUCAAGAAGAAGGACCUGAAGAAGCUUGUCCUGUACCUGAAGAACGGGGCUGACUGUCCUUGUCAUCAGCUGGACAACCUCAGCCACCACUUUCUCAUCAUGGGCCGGAAGGUGAAGAGCCAGUACCUGCUGACGGCCAUCCACAAGUGGGACAAGAAAAACAAGGAGUUCAAGAACUUCAUGAGGAAGAUGAAGAGUCAUGAAUGCCCCACGUUUCAGUCGGUGUUCAAGUGAUUCACCCGGGCGGGUUGGGGAGGGAGCGCGGGGUUGGGGGGGUGGACGCGGCAGGGGUCAAAGGAAGACCCCAGCCCCGGGGGUCACACACACACUGCUCCUGUCAGUAGUGGACAUUGUAGUCCAGUUGGCUUUGUUCUUGCAGUAUCCCACCCCCUCCCCUCCACACCCAUGCCCAGACCCCAGAUAGCUAUGGCUGGCAAGGCAAGGGCCAUGUAGAGUAGGAAGGCUUUUCAGUUCCAAGGCAGGUCCUGGGCCAGAGGGAUGCCAGCCAUUCUUACUGGAGGUGCAGCCACAACAAAAGAAUAUUUUUACCAGCAAGAAAAAAAAAGUGGGGGGAAAGGAUUGGACAAAAAAUGAGGGACAGCAGCAAAAAUGAAAAUGAAAUUUUGUAACUUGUUGGAGUGGGUCUAUUGGCUGAUCCAUGUCUCUGGAGCUAGAAAAUCCUAACUCUUGGUAAGUCAUGUUGCUUUUAAUUUUAGAAUCGUUUCUCUUUCUGUCUGCUUUAGAGAGAAACAGACACAUGUCACGCUUAACGAUUAAGGUCAGUUCCAGAAAGUCAUAGGUGCAGAAGACAAAAACAAGUGCAUUAUCAAUAGUGACAACAAACUGGAAGAUAGUCAUCACCUGUAUUGCCUGUAGUCUUCCCAUGGGCUUGUCUCUGGAUGUGGAUUGACUUGUCUCAGGUGCCCUGUGGGUGGCAGUUCCCAAAGGCCCAGGGUGUGACCUUACCUCAGACAUACGGAAGGGCGGCCGGAGCCCCACCAGAGUGUAAGGGAAAGCACAGUGGGCAUGAGAGAGAUGGCAAUUUUCAGACUGAGAAGGCGAUGGCUAGUGGUUUUCAAAACACAUAGUCAAAGAAGAAAAUACAGUCUUUCUAGAACAGUCCAACAAGCUGUGAGUCAGGGUGAAUUGUGAAAUUAGGUGACAAGCCUGGCAUUCUUGCUUCAUCUGUUUGCUUGUAUCACAAUUUUUAAAGAUCAGCAACAAAAGCCUACUUUUCAAAGUUUGAAAGAAAGUCUACCAUGAGCCUUCAAAAGGUGUGCUGAGACAGGGUCUCUUGAUCCAGUCAAGGCUGCUUCCCAGAGGAGAGGCUCUCUCACUGGGCAUUUCCAGUGGGAGGCGGAUGUGCCUGAUAGCAGGGCUGGGUGGUCUCCUUCCCAAGGCGUUCUUGGUUGCCCUACUAUCCCACACAACCCUAACAAAACUAAUUGUGCUUUUCGUUCUUUUAUUUGUAAAGAAACAGAUUCCUUUA
Carlito syrichta (Philippine tarsier) is the source of this 2293-nucleotide messenger RNA. It is a transcript of the gene SFRP1, whose product is annotated as secreted frizzled related protein 1. Gene Ontology annotation, biological process: non-canonical Wnt signaling pathway; negative regulation of canonical Wnt signaling pathway; canonical Wnt signaling pathway. The record is from RefSeq and is a predicted model, not a curated record. Bases 1 to 1038 code for a protein of 345 amino acids. The transcript is spliced from 5 exons. Gene Ontology annotation, molecular function: Wnt-protein binding. NCBI's taxonomy places the organism in Eukaryota, Metazoa, Chordata, Mammalia, Primates, Tarsiidae.